UGAGCAAUACGUAUCAUUAAUAGAUGUUCAUGUUUAUACAGGUAGGAAUGAGGUGUUUUUUUUAAUUUUCUUUUUUUCAGGCAUCUGCGAAUGGGGCCUCUCCCUGUUUUUUUUAGUUUUUUUUUUUUGGUCUAAGUAUCUGUUUCUUUUUUCUAGCAUGUUGAAACGUUAGACUUCCUGUUUCUGCUUGAUUUUGAAUAUACUCCUGUUUGCUUGUCACAGGUAAUCUUGCAUUUCUAGGUAGUUGUAGUUUACAGGGAGCAAGUGCAGGCAGCAACCAGUCCAUCCCUGUUGUGAACGUGGAGACCGCUCUGGACUCACAAUUAAAGGCUACAUGGUGCAUUCCACUACAAGUGCCGAAACCUGGCUCCCAGAAUAACAAGCAAGACAACUUUCAAAGUGACUGUUGACCAGCGCCUUCUGUGCGUUUAUGUAGUAAACUUAUGGUACAUUUUUCAAAAGGAUAGUAUCCAUUAUUUUGAAUUAUUCUUGAGAAGGACUGAGUCUCCCUGAAGGUGAUGCAGGUGCCAUAGUGUACACGUCAACAGGGUGGUUGCGUGCAUUCCUCAAGUCUGUAUGACUACCAAGAUACUGUGAAGUUGUCCUUCUGAUUGUAUACGGGGAGAAAAUGCUGAAACUAGUGGCCACAGAUGUCUUUAAUUCCAAAAAGCUGGCCGUUCAGGCACAAAAGAAGAUCUUGGGUAAAAUGGUGUCCAAGUCCAUCGCCACCACCUUGAUAGAUGACACGAGUAGUGAGGUGCUGGAUGAGCUCUACAGAGUGACCAGGGAGUACACCCAAAACAAGAGGGAGGCAGAGAAGAUCAUCAAGAACCUUAUCAAGACGGUCAUCAAGCUGGCCAUUCUUUACAGGAAUAACCAGUUUAAUCAAGAUGAGCUAGCACUGAUGGAGAAAUUUAAGAAGAAAGUUCAUCAACUUGCUAUGACCGUGGUCAGUUUCCACCAGGUGGAUUAUACCUUUGACCGGAAUGUGUUAUCCAGGCUUUUAAAUGAAUGCAGAGAGAUGCUGCACCAAAUCAUUCAGCGUCACCUCACUGCCAAGUCACACGGACGGGUUAAUAAUGUUUUUGAUCACUUUUCAGAUUGUGAAUUUUUGGCCGCCUUGUAUAAUCCUUUUGGGGAUUUUAAACCCCACUUACAAAAACUAUGUGAUGGUAUCAACAAAAUGUUGGAUGAAGAGAACAUAUGAGUGCCUGAGUUAAGAUGGUGACUGAUCGUGAUUGAUUUGAAGAUGGAGCACUGCUGAUUUUUGAAGGAAAAAGAAGAAUUUUCUAAAGAUUACACAUAUUUCAGAAAGACUUUGCCCAAUUCAGUUGUCAGACAUCAUGAUUUAUUUGAAGGCUUGUUUUAUUUGAAGAAAAGCAUAUUGCCAAAAAUUCUGGUUAAAAGCUUCCUGACGGGUAACAGACCAUGGGAGAGAUGUGUGGUUGGGUAAUGCAAAUGUAGUUAUACAAAGAAAAAUACAGAUAGCUCCAGACCUGAGGACUUUUUUAUAGGGCAAUUGUUGUGUUGGUGGCACAUUGGAUAUUUCUAACAUGUACAAAGCUAUGUAUUUUGAUUUACUUUCAUUUCUUGCUAUGUAUAUGUACUUUUCUUAAAAUGCCAAGAACUUUCUCUUGCUAUCAUUGCUCCUUUUGAAACAAUUCAAUUUUCAUGUCUACAGCUGGCUGUUUUGUUAAAGAUUGAGUCAUUGACAUUCAAGAUUUAAGUCUGAGGUAGUCAAUCCUCGACCAAAAAAAAAAAAAAAAAAAAAAAAAACAACCGCUUAUCUGAAAUCAGUACUGUGGAAAUGAAUUAUAUUAUCUAUUAUGAAUAAUGUCCAAUAUAAGAAUAUGCUUCUGGAAUUGAGUUCUACUUUUAAGUACCAAUGAUACUUAAAAUUUUCAGAAAUGUAAUGGUGUGUCAUUGCCUUGAAGUGCUUGCUUAGGGCUUCUUUUAUGUUAUCUUAAAAUGUGCUGGUGAAUUUUUCAUUUUUUACAUCCAUUUCGUAUGUAAGAGACAAAAAAGUCUAGAUUGGUCUUGAUACUGAGAUAAUAAAAAGUAAGUAGCAUUAAGAAAGAUGACAAUCUUCAUUUUACAGAUGAACUCAUUGAAACAAUUCAGGGGAAUGAGGGGCAAAAGGGGAGAAAUGAUAUUGCUAAAGAACAUGAGCACAAAAAUGAAUGCAUUUCAGGGUUUAAGAAGGUUUGAUAAAGAAUGUCACUUUUUUAUUUAACUGAUAAGGGUUUUGUUAUUUUUUACUUUGAUGAGUAAACCAAAAAAUAUUUG
Piliocolobus tephrosceles (Ugandan red Colobus) is the source of this 2286-nucleotide messenger RNA. RefSeq names its product TNF alpha induced protein 8 (gene TNFAIP8). Gene Ontology annotation, molecular function: cysteine-type endopeptidase inhibitor activity involved in apoptotic process. Bases 629 to 1207 code for a protein of 192 amino acids. Gene Ontology annotation, biological process: regulation of apoptotic process. The transcript has 2 exons. The record is from RefSeq and is a predicted model, not a curated record. Lineage: Eukaryota; Metazoa; Chordata; Mammalia; Primates; Cercopithecidae. Gene Ontology annotation, cellular component: cytoplasm.